AUGCGGGUGCUGGUGCCCACUCGCGUGGGGCAGGUGUAUGUCUAUGACUCCCCGAAGGGUGAGAAGGACGAGUACGAUUUCCCUCGUCACCUCCACUCCGCUGGGUCCCAGGAGAUCUACGACGUGCCGCCGGUCCGAGGGGGGGUCCCCGGCCAGUUUGGCCAGGAGGUCUAUGAUACCCCCCCCAUGGCAGUGAAGGGUCCCAACGGGCAGGACCCAGGGCAGGAGAUCUACGAUGUGCCCCCCAGCGUGGAGAAGAACCUGCACCAAACUGUGUACGACGUGCCCCCCUCGGUGAGCAAGGACGUGCCGGACGGGCCGGCGCGGGAGGAGACCUACGACGUGCCCCCCGCCUUCGCCAAGCAGAAGGGCUUCGACCCCCCCCGCCACCCCCUCGUCCUGGCCCAGCAAGAACCCUACUUGCCAGAGGACGUCUACGACGUUCCCCCGGCGGCUGGGAAAGCUGCUCCUGAGCCUCUGCUCUCUCACGAGAUCUACGAUGUGCCCCCCAGCCUCAAAAAGCUGGGGGGGUCCACCUUCCCCUGCCAGGAGGUGUACGACGUGCCCCGGGACCUGCACGCCCCAGGGAAGGGCUCCCUGGACACGGAGGGCGAGUACAUCUACGACGUCCCGCCCCAAGUGGACCGCGAGGCCAAAGGUGCCGACGCCAAGCGCCUCUCGGCCUCCAGCACGGGCAGCACCCGCAGCAACGUCUCCACCUCCUCGCUGGACGUGGUGCCCGUGAAGGAAACGGCCAAAGGGCACGGCAACGCCUCCCUGCUCUUCAAAAGGACAAAGCCCGCGGGGGAGAGCGGCGGCCACGGGCCCCCUCACCCCUCCGAGAAGGCCAGCAGCAUCCAGUCCCGCCCGCUGCCCUCCCCACCCAAGCUGCUGGCCCAGGAGUCACCCGACGGGCCCUACGAGAACAGCGAGGGUGGCUGGAUGGAGGACUAUGACUACGUCCAUCUCCAGGGCAAAGAAGAGUUUGAGAAGACCCAGAAGGAGCUGCUGGAGAAAGGCAACAUCAUCCGGCAGAGCAAGGACCAGCUGGAGCACCAGCAGCUGAAGCAGUUUGAGCGGCUGGAGCAGGAGGUGUCGCGUCCCAUCGACAACGACCUGUCCAACUGGAGCCCCCCCCAGCACUACAGCCCGGCACGGGGCGGUGGGGCCCUGUGUCCCGCCGACCGCCAGCUCCUCCUCUUCUACCUGGAGCAGUGCGAGGCCAACCUCACCACCCUCACCAACGCCGUCGACGCCUUCUUCACCGCCGUCAGCACCAACCAACCCCCCAAGAUCUUCGUGGCCCACAGCAAGUUUGUCAUCCUGAGCGCCCACAAGCUCGUCUUCAUCGGGGACACGCUCUCCCGCCAGGCCAAGGCCCAGGACGUCCAGCACAAGGUGAUGCACUACAGCAACCUCCUCUGCGAGAUGCUGAAGGAGAUCGUGGUGACCACCAAGGCCGCCGCCCUCCACUACCCUUCGCCCUCCGCCUCCAAGGACAUGAUGGAGCGUGUCAAGGACCUCGCCAACAGCACGCAGCAGUUCAGGAUGGUGCUGGGCCAGCUGGCCGCCAUGUGA
This is a messenger RNA of Chaetura pelagica (chimney swift), 1578 nucleotides long. It is a transcript of the gene BCAR1, whose product is annotated as breast cancer anti-estrogen resistance 1. Gene Ontology annotation, biological process: cell surface receptor protein tyrosine kinase signaling pathway; cell migration. Bases 1 to 1578 code for a protein of 525 amino acids. Lineage: Eukaryota; Metazoa; Chordata; Aves; Apodiformes; Apodidae. The transcript is spliced from 7 exons. The record is from RefSeq and is a predicted model, not a curated record. Gene Ontology annotation, cellular component: plasma membrane; focal adhesion; cytoplasm.